AUGCAGCAGCCCGGCUACCCGCAGGGCCAGUAUGGCGGCCAGCCGCAGCAGUACGGCCAACCGCAGCAGUACGAUCCGCAGUAUGCUCAGCAGCAGCAGCAGUACGGUCAGCCGCAGCAGUACGAUCCGCAGUACGCGCAGCAGCAGCAGCAGUAUGGCCAGCCUCAGGCGCAGUAUGGCCAGCCGCAGGCCCAGUACGGCCAACCCCAAGGCCAGUAUGGGCAAAACUACGGUGGCCAGCCCUCAAUGGACCAGAGCUCGCAGCACGCGGUCGUGGCCCCGCCCGUGUGGGACUUUGAGGCCAACGAGGCCAAGGACGGUGUGCGUUUCUCGUGGAACAACUGGCCCGUGAAUGCGCUCGAGCAAACGCGCUGCGUGGUACCGAUGGGGUGCGUCUUCCAGCCGCUCAAGCCGAUCGAAGGCAUGCCGGACGCCGUCGAGUACGACCCGAUCCAGUGCAAGGGCUGUGCGGCGAUCCUCAACCCGUUUGCGCAGGUCGACUUUAUGUCCAAGCUGUGGGUGUGCCCGUUCUGCAUUACGCGCAACCACUUUCCGCCGCACUACGCCGAGCACAUCUCGGAGGCCAACUUGCCCGCGGAGCUCAUUCCGUCCUUCUCGACGCUCGAGUACGAGCUGCCGCAGCGCGUGGCCGGGCCGCCGAUCUUUAUCUUUUGCAUUGACACGUGCCUCGCCGAAGAAGAGCUCGACGAGCUCAAGGACUCGAUCCAGCAGACGCUCAACUUGCUUCCGGACGAAGCGCUCGUCGGUCUUGUGACGUACGGUACCAUGGUGCACGUCCACGAGCUCGGGUUUACCGAGUGCCCCAAGUCGCACGUCUUCCGUGGCAACAAGGACUUUACGACGCAGCAGGUCCAGGACUUUCUCGGGCUCGCGUCGACGCGGCACCCGGGCCAAGGCGGCCAGCCCGCGACGGUCCAGGCGCCGGCGUCGUCCCGGUUCCUCCUCCCCGUGCUCGAGUGCGGCUUUACGCUCGAGUCGAUCCUCGAAGACCUCCAGCGCGACCCGUGGCCGGUCAACGCGGGCCACCGCCCGCAGCGCGCGACGGGCGUCGCCAUGUCGGUGACCGUCGGCCUCCUCGAAGCGACGCAUCGUGGCCAGGGCGCGCGCAUCAUGAUGUUUGUGGGCGGCCCCGCGACGACAGGUCCUGGCGCGAUCGUCAACCGCGAGCGGUCCGAGGACAUUCGGUCGCACACCGACAUCCAGAAGGGCAAUGCGCCGCUGUCGGCCAAGGCGAUUGAGCACUACACGGCCUUGGCCGAGCGCUGCGUCUCGAACGCGCACGUGGUCGACAUCUUCGCGUGCUCGCUCGACCAGAGUGGCGUCAUGGAGAUGCGCGUCUGUGUCGCCAAGACGGGCGGUGUCAUUGUGCUCGCCGACUCGUUUGGCCAAAGUGUCUUUAAAGAGAGCUUCCGGCGCAUGUUUUCGCGCUUCUCGGAGGAGGCGGCCGAGUGCGACCAGAACCACCUGACGAUGGCGUUUGCGGCCUCGCUCGAGGUGCUCACGUCGCGCGAGUUCAAGGUCUCGGGUGCGAUUGGGCCGUGCGCAGCGCUCAAGAAGACCAACAAUGCGCUGCCCGCCAAGAACAUUAGCGAGACGGAAAUUGGCGUCGGCGGCACCAACAUGUGGAGCCUCGGCGCGCUGGACCCGCAGAUGGCGAUCGCCAUCUACUUUGACGUGACCAACCCCGCGACGUCGACGCUGCACCCGGGCAAGGGCCGGUACAUUCAGUUUAUCACGCGCUACCAGCACGCGAGCGGUCGGUUCCGCACGCGCGUGACGACGAUCUGUGGCCCGUGGUCGGUGGACCCGGAAGACAUUGAGUCGCUCAAGCGCGGCUUUGACCAGGAAGCCGCGGCCGUGCUCAUGACGCGCAUCGCGGUGCACCGGUCGGAGCGCGGCGAUGAGACGAACGACAUUAUGCGCUGGAUCGAUCGGUCGCUCAUCCGGCUCGGCGCGCGCUUUGCCGACUACCGCAAGGACGACCCGUCGAGCUUUCGCCUCUCGCGCGAGUUUUCCAUCUACCCGCAGUUUAUGUUUCACUUGCGCCGGUCCCAGUUCCUCCAAGUGUUUGGCUACUCGCCCGACGAGAGCGCGACGUACCGACACUGCCUCAUGCGCGAGUGCACGACCAACUCGCUCGUCAUGAUCCAGCCCUCGCUGCUCUCGUACUCGUUCAACGGGCCGCCCGCGCCCGCGCUCCUCGACUCGGCGUCGGUGCGCGCCGACACGAUUCUGCUCCUCGACUCGUUCUUUUACGUGGUCGUCUUCCACGGCGAGACGAUUGCGUCGUGGCGGGAUCAAAAGUUCCACGAGCACGCCGAGCACAUCAAUUUCAAGAACCUCUUGGAAGCGCCGCAAGCCGACGCGCAGCUCAUUAUGGACUCGCGGUUCCCUGUCCCGCGCUACAUUGUGUGCGACCAGCACAAGAGUCAAUCGCGCUUCCUUAUGGCCAAGCUCAACCCGUCCAACUCGCACACGCAGGGCGACGGCCAAGGCGAAGUCAUCUUCACGGACGACGUGAGCCUCAAGGUCUUUAUGGAGCACCUCAUGAAGUUUGCGGUCCAGAGCACGUAAAUACACGGUCUUUGUAAUGCUACCCUAUUCCCGCCC
Messenger RNA from Saprolegnia parasitica CBS 223.65, 2631 nucleotides. RefSeq lists its product as hypothetical. Gene Ontology annotation, cellular component: endoplasmic reticulum exit site; COPII vesicle coat. Bases 1 to 2595 code for a protein of 864 amino acids. The record is from RefSeq and is a predicted model, not a curated record. The transcript has a single exon. Gene Ontology annotation, biological process: endoplasmic reticulum to Golgi vesicle-mediated transport; intracellular protein transport; COPII-coated vesicle cargo loading. NCBI's taxonomy places the organism in Eukaryota, Oomycota, Saprolegniomycetes, Saprolegniales, Saprolegniaceae. Gene Ontology annotation, molecular function: GTPase activator activity; zinc ion binding.